GAUACAGCUUUUGUCAACAAAUGUUUACUUUUUCGUAGUAGGUUUAGAAUAAUUUAUUACGCAGUUUAGGAUAAUUAACGAAGCAGGUUUGGAUAAUUAGGUUAUGGCUAGGAAAAGAGGUAGGUUUAGCUACAAUGCAAAAAAAUGUCAAUAUACUUACUAAUAUAUGACAAUUUGACAAAAAGCUGUAUCCCAUCUAGGCAUGACCUUGUUUAGCUAGCUAUCUAGCUAGCUGUCCUGUAUUUCUUAACCGUUUUCUAAUUUUAGCAGCCCGGUUUAACCAGAAUAUUUGGUCUCGGGAAUAAAACAGUAGCACCGAUGACCGACUGUGAGGAACUACAAGACGUUUAAUGUAGUUUUUACUCUUGAAGAAUAUGGAGGUAGUGGACAGUCCUCUUAACCUCGCCCAUCAGCAGUCCAGGAAGGCAGACCGUAUGUUGGCAGCUGGUAAAUAUGAAGAUGCUAUUUCCUGCCAUGGGAAAGCUGCAGAGCUGCUGAGGGAAGCCAUGAAGUUAACGGAGUGUGAACAGGCUGGUUUGUCCAUGGCGCUCCAGAGGGACAGCCACGUGAAGCAGCAGCGGCUUAUUGAGGAGAAGUGGAAGAGAACCAGACAGGAGGGAAAGCCCAUGGUCCUCCAGAGCCACCCCUCUACCGACCAGCCCCACGGCCUCGUGACCGACGAGCCCCCGCGUCACCCAGAGAGGGAGUACGACACCUGGCUGUACCUCUUAAAGAACAAGGGUUCCCCUCCUCCCCCCACACCGUGCCCCGGCAGCAAGGCCCACAAGGACGACAAGACACGUCUGGAAGAGCAGCAGACCACUAUCGUUAACCUGCGGCGCCACAUAGAUCAUCUGCUGGGAGAGAACGAGAAACUGUCCCGGGACAACCAGCGCCUGCGAGGGGAGAACGUCCGUCUGAAGAGGGACGCAGCGGACACAGACUUACUGGAGAAAUCAGAGCUGUGGGUUCUGCCCCAGUCAGAGGAGAGGAAGAACAAGGAUAUCUCCAUACCUAACCUGCCACCUCUGGAGAUGCCCACCCAGGAUAUCUCUCUGGACGACCUGCCUGCCCUGGAGCUCCCCGAGGACAUCCAGCAUGAACUGCAGGCGUUGCUGGACAGAGACGACAAGCUGUGAUGAGACAGGCGGACAGACAAGAGACCCCAGCCAGUCCAGUCCAGUACUAACUAACUAAAGGAAGCCUCUCUACAGAGAGACUGUCCAGACUAGACUGGAAGAAAGCUGGCAAAUCUCAAUAAAAGUGUUUGAUUGGUUGGUGGCCUCAGCCACUAGAUGGCAAACACAAAUGGUCACAGUGACAAGUUGGUAAAUGUCAUUUCUCCUUGUUCUGUCUGUCUCCUCAGUGUCUCUACUACUGGGUACUACAUCUCGUUCACACACACACACACACACACACACACACACACACACACACACACACACACACACACACACACACACACAAACUAUUCAGAUACACACACAAACUAUUCACACAAAAUAACACUUCACACACAAGAACAACAAACUCUUUGCAUAAAUUGUGCCUUUGAAAAUGUCUGAAAUGAAGUGAAAAGGGAGUGACUGUCUUCAGUGAUCUCUCUGCUUUGAUAACAGGCCUCUAUAUCUGGUGCCCUGACUGGUUGUCCCUCUGAUACCCACCAGGGACGACAUACUGACCCUCUGAUACCCACCAGGGACGACGUACUGACCCUCUGAUACCCACCAGGGAUGACCCUCUGAUACCCAGCAGGGAUGACAUACUGACCCUCUGAUACCCACCAGGGACGACAGACUGACCCUCUGACACCCACCAGGGACGACGUACUGACCCUCUGAUACCCACCAGGGAUGACCCUCUGAUACCCGGCAGGGAUGACAUACUGACCCUCUGAUACCCAGCAGGGACGACAUACUGACCCUCUGAUACCCACCAGGGACGACGGACUGACCCUCUGAUACCCACCAGGGACGACGGACUGACCCUCUGAUACCCACCAGGGACGACGGACUGACCCUCUGAUACCCACCAGGGACGACGUACUGACCCUCUGAUACCCACCAGGGACGACAGACUGACCCUCUGAUACCCACCAGGGACGACCCUCUGAUACCCACCAGGGAUGACAGACUGACCCUCUGAUACCCACCAGGGACGACAGACUGACCCUCUGAUACCCACCAGGGACGACAGACUGACCCUCUGAUACCCACCAGGGAUGACCCUCUGAUACCCACCAGGGAUGACCCUCUGAUACCCACCAGGGAUGACCCUCUGAUACCCACCAGGGAUGACCCUCUGAUACCCACCAGGGACGACAUACUGAACCUCUGAUACCCACCAGGGAUGACCCUCUGAUACCCACCAGGGAUGACCCUCUGAUACCCACCAGGGAUGACCCUCUGAUACCCACCAGGGACGACCCUCUGAUACCCACCAGGGAUUACCCACCAGGGACGACCCUCUGAUACCCACCAGAAAUGACGUACUGACCCACCAGGGGGCAGACAGCCGCUGCAGUGGAGCCUCUAUGGAGCCUGACCUACAUCCAAAGUGUGAGAGUGUUGAAGUGUUGUUGUCUUGUGCCUCACCAGCUGUCUGUCAGAUAUCCAGUGGAGACGUCUGCGUGGGGAGAGUAAGUAAGGUUGCAAAACUCCAGGAACUUUCCAGAAAACCUGGUUGGACGCUUCCGGAUUAUUCUGCUUAUUCCCGGGAAACUUCCUACCAGGAUUUCUGGGUAAUUUAUUGAAGGUUCCCGUAAUUCUGCAGCCCUCGUUGAGAAUAGUAUCACUGAGUGAACCUGUAGUUUAAAUCCUGACCUUUCCUUCAUCAUUUUCACCAACAACAUGUGAAGGAUCUUGAGUUUAGAUUUGAAUGGUGUGUUUGUCCAUAAGCCCUUCAAUGCAACGUUUUUUUUGUUUCUUUUGGCAUUUUAAAUGUUUCUUAAUAAAUGAAAACAAGUGUA
Salmo salar (Atlantic salmon) is the source of this 2968-nucleotide messenger RNA. RefSeq names its product nuclear receptor-binding factor 2. Gene Ontology annotation, biological process: autophagy. NCBI's taxonomy places the organism in Eukaryota, Metazoa, Chordata, Actinopteri, Salmoniformes, Salmonidae. The record is from RefSeq and is a predicted model, not a curated record.